Castor canadensis (American beaver) is the source of this 942-nucleotide messenger RNA. RefSeq names its product olfactory receptor 6C2-like. Gene Ontology annotation, biological process: G protein-coupled receptor signaling pathway. Gene Ontology annotation, molecular function: olfactory receptor activity; G protein-coupled receptor activity. The record is from RefSeq and is a predicted model, not a curated record. Gene Ontology annotation, cellular component: membrane. Lineage: Eukaryota; Metazoa; Chordata; Mammalia; Rodentia; Castoridae.
AUAAUGAGAAAUCACACAGCAGUAACAACAUUCAUCUUGUUGGGACUUACAGAUGACCCACUGCUGCAAGUUCUGGUUUUUAUCUUUUUAUUUCUGACAUACAUUCUGAGCAUAAUUGGUAACCUAGCUAUUAUCAUUCUCACCCUGAUGGAUACCCAUCUUAAAACACCUAUGUAUUUUUUUCUUCGAAACUUUUCCUUCUUAGAAAUCUCAUUCACGACAGUCUGUAUUCCCAGAUUCCUGUACAGUAUAUCAACCAAGGACAAUACCAUAACUUAUAAUGCUUGUGCCAGUCAAAUAUUUUCUAUUGGGCUCUUUGGGGCUACAGAGUUUUUUCUCCUAGCUGCCAUGUCCUAUGAUCGCUAUGUGGCUAUAUGCAAACCUUUUCAUUACAUGACCAUCAUGAGCAACAGAGUCUGCACCAUCCUUGUCCUCUGCUGCUGGAUCUUUGGACUGAUGGUUAUCAUCACACCCCUGGGCAUGGGUCUCCAGUUAGAAUUCUGUGACUCCAAUGCCAUUGAUCAUUUUGGCUGUGAUGCUUCUCCUCUUUUUAAGAUCUCAUGCUCAGAUACUUGGUUUCUGGAGCAGACUGUUAUUACUUGUGCAGUAUUGACUUUCAUUAUCACACUAAUAGCUGUGAUUCUUUCUUACAUAUAUAUUAUAAAGACAAUUCUCAGAUUCCCUUCUUCUCAGCAAAGAAAAAAAGCAUUUUCCACCUGUUCUUCUCACAUGAUUGUUAUAUCUAUCACCUAUGGCAGCUGCAUUUUUAUCUACAUCAAGCCUUCAGCCAAAAACCAGGUGGACAUUAAUAAAGGAGUAUCUGUGCUCACUACAUCAGUUGCCCCUUUGUUAAAUCUAUUUAUUUAUACUUUGAGGAAUAAACAAGUGAAACAAGCUUUCAGUGACAUAACCAAAAAAUUUACAUUUUUCUUGCAUAAGUAA